GCCAAGGAGGAGAAGGAAGGAAGGAGGAGCCCUGCCUCGGGAGGCCGAGAGGAAAGAGGUGCUGCCGCUACUAGGCCUCGGCCUCCCUCUCCGCCCCUUUCGCAACAAGCCUCCCUUCCUCCUUCUUCACAGGCUUUUCCAUUUGCUGACGUGGGCUAGACAGCAGACCAAACUUUAAAGUUCGUACUCAGCCUGACCCUUUUCAAAACAUCUCCAUGGAAGGUUUGCCUGAUUUGAAAGGAGCUUACUGUUCUGUUAUGAGAUGCAGUGUUUAACACACCGAUUGGAACUGUUUCCUGACUGCCUUGUUACUCUGAUCCUGUUUAAUGAUGUGAAAAAUGCCACCACUUUAAGGAAAAAAGCAAUGGAAGGUGCUAUUGAUGGAGCAUUAAUUAAUCCUGCAAUGGUUGUUGAUCCAUUUCAGGUACUUGUGGCAACAAAUAAAGCUGUUCAUCUACACAAGAUUGGUAAAAUGAAGACAAGAACACUUAAUGCAGAAAUAAUAUUCAAUCUUUCACCAAAUAAUAAUAUUUCAGAUGCCUUCAAAAAGUUUGGCAUUUCAGACAGUGACACUGCAGUUCUCAUUGUCCUGGUUGAAGAGGAAAAGAAAACUGUGAACUUGGAAGAUCUAAUAUGUCAAGUGGAAGGUCGGCAAGUUCCUCUAGCAGAUCUUCCCAAAAUAACAGAUCUACAGAAAGUUAAAAAGAUGUAUAAGCUUACUCCACAAGAAGAAAAAAUUGGUACCCUACUGGAUGGCAUCAUUUGUAGAAUGGCAACCAAAGAUGUUUCAUGAGAAGAUACAACUACAUCAGAACAAUUGUAGACUGUUUUUGAUGCAAAUGUUUAUUUUAAUUUUGUUUGUUUGUCUGAAUUUCUAUAUUGUAUUUAAAAACAGAAUUUGGCAUUGUUUUAUUACAUGGAUGGCAUGCUCCUUUAGAUAAUGUUUUUAUUCCCUUUCUUUGUAUAUAAUAUGAUUAUGCCAUCAUACUCAAAGUGGCCUGUAAUUUAAAAUAUUAAAAAUAUACAAUUCAGCAUUCCCUUAAAUUA
This is a messenger RNA of Sceloporus undulatus (fence lizard), 1047 nucleotides long. RefSeq names its product TP53RK binding protein (gene TPRKB). The transcript is spliced from 6 exons. The record is from RefSeq and is a predicted model, not a curated record. Gene Ontology annotation, biological process: tRNA threonylcarbamoyladenosine modification; telomere maintenance via recombination. Gene Ontology annotation, cellular component: EKC/KEOPS complex; cytosol; nucleus. The coding region runs from base 263 to 793 and encodes 176 amino acids. Lineage: Eukaryota; Metazoa; Chordata; Lepidosauria; Squamata; Phrynosomatidae.